CCUAGUGUCCUUAUAUAGGAAGCAGGACGGCGUUUGGGAUCGAGCCAUUUUGUCUUGAAGUGGAGUGGAAACCAGCGACAUGGCUUUGAGUGUGCAACCUGUUCAGUGGACCACUGACUACAAGGACAAAAAUUACGACGGCGUCCUUUUGGUAGCGCAGAACUUUGACGACCUUCCCAGUGAGCUGGAGGGACUGAAAGCUCCUCUGCAGGAUUAUAGUGCUGUGGACAGCGCUCUGACGGACAGUGUGGUCAUCCUGAAGGUUGAUGAUUUGCCAGGACACAGGCUGGUGUUCGCCCCUACAGGACCGCUUAACCGAGACUACGAUGACGUCAGGCGCUUCAGUGACGCCGCCGAGAAAGGCGUUAAGAGGGCUCUGAAGGCAGGCAUGCAGCACCCCCUGCUGGUGUGUCCUCCACACAGCGCUUAUAAGAAGAACACCUUAGCGGCGGUCCUGGGAGCCUUGCAAGCUCUGUACCUGCCCCUGGAGCUGCGGGAGGUGAGGUCAUCUCCUCAUAAAGUGGUUUUAUUGGGUUUGUGGGUGAAGGACAAGCCUCAGGGUGAGCACAUCACCGAGCUCGCCAUGGCUCUGGAGAGCGGAAGGGUAGUGUAUCGGGACAUUGGUGGCUCUGAUCCAGAGCGUAUGGCUGCACCGCGUGCAGCUGAAUACGUGCAGGAAGUUUUCAAGGACACCAACGUGCAGGUGAAGGUGGUGAGUGAUUUGAGGCUGUUGGAGAAGGAGUAUCCGUGUUUGGCUGCAGUUAAUCGCUGUGCUAACACUGUCCCACGCCAUCAGGCCCGAGUGAUUCACCUUGAGUAUUGUGGGGAGGGACCCAUUCAGAAGACCCUUAUGCUAGUGGGCAAGGGCAUCACCUAUGACACCGGUGGAGCCGACAUCAAGGCUGGAGGUUUCAUGGCUGGCAUGCACAGGGAUAAAUGUGGAUCUGCUGCUGUAGCUGGCUUCUUCCAGAUUCUGGCCAGGCUGAAGCCCAAACAGCUGAAGGUUGUAGGUUCCAUGGCGAUGGUGCGCAACAGCGUGGGCUCAGACUGCUACGUGGCUGACGAGCUGAUCGUAUCUCGAGCUGGUCGCAGAGUGCGUGUUGGCAACACUGAUGCCGAGGGACGCAUGGUCAUGGUGGACCUGCUCUGUGAGAUGAAAGAGAAGGCGGUGAAUGAAGUCUCUCCACAUCUCUUCACCAUCGCCACUCUGACCGGUCACGCCAUCAGAGCCAUGGGACCCAAUUACUCCAUCAUUCUGGAUAAUGGAGCUGCACGUCAUGAAGACAACGGCCUAAAGUGGCAGAAAGCGGGUGAGGUCCUGGGCGACAUGUUCGAAGUGUCCACUAUCCGUAGGGAGGAUUACGAGUUCCAUAAAGGGAAGUCUGAGUAUGAGGACAUCCUGCAGUGUAACAACUUGCCCUCCUCUGCCACGCCACGUGGACACCAGACUCCUGCAGCCUUCCUCAUCAUGACCUCCGGCCUGGACCAGCAUGGACUGGACUCUGAGAAGCCUCUCCCCUACUCCCAUAUUGACAUCGCUGGUUCCAGUGGUCCUUUCCCAGGAGUCCCCACUGGUGCCCCUCUUCUCGCCAUGGCAACCAAAUACGUUCUCCAGAACUGACGUGCCUCCUGUGAGAACUGACCCACAUUUUCACUGAUUGAAAACCAAAACCAUUACAUAUUCCGAUUUUAUAUUAGUCUAUUAUUUAAAAAUUAAUUAAUUAAUUAAUUAAUUAAUUAAUAAUAAUAAUAAUCAGACAAUCCUGGGUCAUUCUACAAGUGAAAAGUGUAACGGUUCCAGAUUUGGCAGCUCGUUUGUGGGAAAGCGUUGUGUGACGGUUCUUGUAUCGAUUAUUCCUUUCUAUAUAUAAUUUACUCAGAAUAAAUCUACCUAUCCGUC
This is a messenger RNA of Ictalurus furcatus (blue catfish), 1900 nucleotides long. RefSeq lists its product as uncharacterized. The coding region runs from base 80 to 1621 and encodes 513 amino acids. The transcript has 16 exons. NCBI's taxonomy places the organism in Eukaryota, Metazoa, Chordata, Actinopteri, Siluriformes, Ictaluridae. Gene Ontology annotation, biological process: proteolysis. Gene Ontology annotation, molecular function: manganese ion binding; metalloaminopeptidase activity. Gene Ontology annotation, cellular component: cytoplasm. The record is from RefSeq and is a predicted model, not a curated record.